AUGCGGAGGGGAGGCGCGCUCCAGACCCCAGACGCGGGAGCGGUCCGCGCGGACGGACAGGCAAGCGGCACCAGAGAGCUCGCUCGAAAAGCCGAGGAGUCCAAACCCGACUGCCCACUCAAAGGAGAGGAAACGAGCCCGAUGGCAGCCGCCGCACCCACGCCAUCCCCAUUCGUCGCCUCCACCCGCCGCUUCGCCCCUCGCCUCCGCUCCUUCUUCCUCCCCGCCGCCGCCAUGCCCCCCUCCUCCGCCCCGAACCCCAGCUCCGGCGCCGGGGUGGAGGUGCCCCAGCUCCCGCACUCGACCCUAGAGGUCGCCGGCGCGCGCCGGGGCCUCCUCUCCGGCUUCGCCAGUCUCCGCGCCCCCUACAGCGCCUUCCCCGUGCUCGCGUCGAACCGCCACGUCGAGACCAUCUUCGCCGCGUUCAUGCGUUCGCUCCCCGCAGUCAAGCUCCGGCGCGAGUGUCUCCGCGCCCCCGACGACGGCGCCGUCGCUCUCGACUGGGUCUCCGGCGACGAGCGCGCGCUCCCGAUAGACGCGCCGGUGCUCAUACUCUUGCCUGGUCUAACAGGGGGAAGUGAUGAUACAUAUGUAAGGCAUAUGCUUAUAAGAGCUAGAAGCAAAGGAUGGCGUGUUGUGGUAUUUAAUAGCCGUGGAUGUGCAAACAGUCCUGUGACUACACCCAAGUUCUAUUCUGCUUCAUUUACUGGGGAUCUCCGCCAAGUUAUUGAUCAUGUUUUAGGCCGCUACCCCCAAUCUAAUGUCUAUGCUGUGGGUUGGUCUCUUGGAGCAAAUAUUCUAGUGCGCUACCUUGGCGAGGAAACUGAUAAAUGCCCUCUAUCUGGUGCUGUCUCCUUGUGCAAUCCAUUUAAUCUGGUAAUUGCAGAUGAAGAUUUCCACAAAGGGUUUAACAACAUCUAUGAUAGAGCACUGGCUAGGGCUCUGACGGCUAUAUUUAAGAAGCAUGCACACAUUUUCGAAGGACUGGAGGGGGAAUAUGAUAUACCCAAGGCAGCCAAUGCAAGAACUGUUAGAGAUUUUGAUGAGGGGCUAACCCGAGUUUCGUUUGGUUUCAAGUCAGUGGAUGAUUAUUACUCCAAUUCAAGCAGCUCAGAUUCCAUCAAGAAUGUUUGCAUACCCUUACUGUGCAUACAGGCGGAUAAUGACCCAAUUGCACCAUCUAGGGCAAUUCCCAGAGAAGAUAUCAAGGCAAACCCAAACUGCCUACUUAUAGUAACACCACAGGGUGGCCAUCUUGGAUGGGUAGCAGGUGAUGAAGCUCCAUUUGGAUGUCCUUGGACUGACCCUAUUGUAAUGGAAUAUCUAGAAUAUAUUCAGAACGAAAAGAACUCAAGUACCAAAAAUAACAUAUCCUAUGGGCAGCACAGUGCUCCAGAGACAUCAGUACCCCAUCUAACAGUGCAUGUACAGAGAUAGUAACAUUUCCAUUCCAGGAGUGAUCCCAUUCGCUACACAUUUUAUGCACAUGGUCAUUUAGCUGUAUGUUCUGCUGCUGAAUUUGCCACAUCGUUUGACGAAGACAGAGGUCUGAUUUGUGAUAACAAUUUUACGUCAAAAAAGAAGAUUGCCGUGGUUCUGAAUACCUUAAAUAGUUUAUGGUAGUUUUUCCCCACUAUUCGCUUCCAGUUCUAUUUCAAUCUUAUAAGGCUUCAUUGGUCAUUGGCAUGACUUGCUGAAUCGAAUUGUAUGUAAUAUAAUACAUGUAGUUCAAUUCCACCACAAAGAUCCAUCAAUUGCUAAUUCUCUACCUUUGGUGGUGAAUGAAUACUGAUCUUGAGUUGCUGACAGGUAAUAACAGACCAUGAUUUUUAUUUUCC
Phragmites australis (common reed) is the source of this 1838-nucleotide messenger RNA. Its product is annotated as embryogenesis-associated protein EMB8. The record is from RefSeq and is a predicted model, not a curated record. NCBI's taxonomy places the organism in Eukaryota, Viridiplantae, Streptophyta, Magnoliopsida, Poales, Poaceae. The coding region runs from base 1 to 1437 and encodes 478 amino acids. Gene Ontology annotation, molecular function: short-chain carboxylesterase activity; monoacylglycerol lipase activity. The transcript is spliced from 10 exons.